AUGGCUAGCAUUCCGGAAUUUCCGAAAUUUGAAGUUUACAGUGAUGAACAGUCUGCAGGUGUAAGAUGGAACAAAUAUGUCGCGAAAUUAGAGAAUUUAUUUGUGGGAAUGAACAUAGACAAAAAUAAAAGAAAAAAGGCAUUGUUAUUACACUACUCCGGAGAUGAAGUAUUUGAAAUAUACGAGAUGCUCAACCUUGGAACUACCGACGACAAUUAUACAGAAACAAAAACUGCGUUUCAUGACUACUUCAUGCCAAAAAAGAAUAAAGAAUUCGAAAGAUUUGAGUUUAGAAAUCUGAAGCAAAAUCAAGGCGAAACAAUAGAUAUGUAUGUAACGAAAUUACGUCAGAAAGCGGAACAUUGUGAAUUCAGUGAUAAGGAUGGUGAAAUUAAAAGUCAGAUAAUACAAGGAUGCGUAUCAAAGAAAUUAAGAAUUAAGUGCUUAGAAGAAGAAAAGGAAUUGAAAGAUAUCCUAAUUUUAGCAAGAAGUAUGGAAAUGGCGGAAAAACAAGCACACGCAAUGGACAGACAUGACAGUCUUCCGGUAAACAAAAUUAAGAAACAUCCUUCCCAGCGACGAAAGCCUGAAAAUCCUGCUUAUCAGAAAGAAAUACAGAAGUGUAGAAACUGCGGAGGAACUUAUCCACAUGCGCGAAAAUGCCCAGCCCUUGGCGCAAAAUGCAAUUACUGCCAUAAAAGAAACCAUUUCAUUGGGGUAUGUCGUAAACGGCUGAAUUCAAAAGGACAACUACACGAAAUAUCCGAAAAUAACAAUGGCUAUGAAACAAACAGUGAAGACGAAUCUUGUUCUGAAACGGAUGUGGCUUUUGGACUUAGUGUUGUAAAGAAAAUUUCAAACAAAAAAGUGCCAAAAAUAAACUUAAAAGUAAAUGGUGUUGAUGUGACUUUUCUUGUUGACACAGGAAGUAGCUUGAAUAUUCUCGACGAGUCUUUAAUCGACAAAAUGAGACCGAAGCCGAAAAUCCGAAAACAAAAACAAAAGCAUAUGCAUUCGGUCAAAACAAACCAUUGUCUAUAA
Messenger RNA from Mercenaria mercenaria, 1041 nucleotides. RefSeq lists its product as uncharacterized. Lineage: Eukaryota; Metazoa; Mollusca; Bivalvia; Venerida; Veneridae. Gene Ontology annotation, molecular function: aspartic-type endopeptidase activity. The transcript has 2 exons. Gene Ontology annotation, biological process: proteolysis. The record is from RefSeq and is a predicted model, not a curated record. The coding region runs from base 1 to 1041 and encodes 346 amino acids.